GCAUUCAGUUUCCAACACUCAACUCGCCAUGUUGCAUCUCACUACGAGGUUGUUGUCGUUGCUGCUUCUGCUGGCUGCACUGACCAACGCUGAGGUUGUCAACUUCCAGCCCUGCGCGGAUAGUGUGGAUACGUGCACCAUUGAUCAGGUGCGGGUGGAGCCGUGCGCGCAGGCGGAACAAAACGCUGCUUGCCAUAUACGCCGUCGCCGUCCGUCCACGAUAUCCUUCGAGUUUACGCCCAAGUUCGAUGCAGACCGUCUGGAGGCUUCCUUGGGCUGGGCAAAAAGUGAAACGGAGGAGCUGCCUUUGGUUACCAUGGAUCGUGAGGCCUGCAAGGCGACCAGCUGUCCGAUUAAGGCUGGCGUUCAGCAAACCUACACACUGACUGUUCCCAUUGAGGCGAAGUUCCCCCUGAGAUCCUACACCAUACGCUGGGCCCUGAAGGAUCCCGUCACUUCCAAACGCUGCUGCUUCACUCAUGACAUCAAGGUGGUGCGCUAAUGCUAAUCCGAGUGCCAUGUGGUGCAAUAAAAUGCAGUUUUUUUGCUCUCAACAA
This is a messenger RNA of Drosophila novamexicana, 557 nucleotides long. RefSeq names its product MD-2-related lipid-recognition protein-like. Bases 29 to 502 code for a protein of 157 amino acids. The record is from RefSeq and is a predicted model, not a curated record. Gene Ontology annotation, biological process: sterol transport. The transcript has a single exon. Gene Ontology annotation, molecular function: sterol binding. NCBI's taxonomy places the organism in Eukaryota, Metazoa, Arthropoda, Insecta, Diptera, Drosophilidae.